UUCGGGGUACUGGGGGUAAUGGGGUAGAAUCUGUGCACUGAAGCUUUCGACGCUUGUAUCACCAAUAUGCAGUAGAUCAAGAAAAGAAACACCACAAAUCGAGCUGUAUGGACCACUGUGCGACGAUCCAGCGUGCCGCCGUCGCGUCGGGGGUGAAGAUCACUCACAAGAAUGGCUAGGCGAGUGCUUUCUAUAACAGCUUAUUUUUUUUUUCGGUCUUCCAUCGUCGUAUUGGUAGGCAAAUAGAUCUCCGGAGUCCAGCUGGAGCCGUGGGUCCAAUCGAGCAUGGCAUCUAUGGAAGUGCAGUUCUAACCGGAGCGCCAUGAGGAAAGCAGUCGGGGUCAUCGCCGUCGUUGUUCUAUCUGUAUUUCCCAAUAUCUGGUGCGGGUCAAGUGAUGGGGAGGUCGUUGCUCGGGAUCCAGAACACGAUUACAGUUACAUGCCAAAAUUGUACCAGUACGAUGAUUACGGGAAAUGUCUGAAGCAAGGAAGUGUCUACUGCAUGGUGCGCAGUCUAGUGAAACCUCGUCCUUCCAGUGAGCUAUGGCGCCAAAUUCAGAAUUUCAGUGCGGACGUGCGCCACUAUCGGCAUAACCUUUUGGAUCGUGGAAUUUGCAUCGAUGAGUGUUUGAGGUCGAUCGGUGGCCUGGCUAAAACGCAACGGGAUGAGCUGCGCGUGGAUUCGUUUCAAGUGGAUUUCAAAUACCGGUUCAAAAGGAAAUACUUCCCACAUCUACUGGAACACCAGCAACUGUACGAGGAUUCAGUCUCUCUAUGCAUCAACCAGAAGCUGAAAUCAUCAUACGAUUUGCAAGCACUUUCCGAUAUUGAGUACUGUCAGGACAGCAGCAGCAGUUCCCUCUAUGAUCCCCUCAACACAUUUGACAGUCUCUGCAUCGCCAUCAUCUGCUUCGCGUUGGGUUUGGCCGUUCUAAGUACUCUGUUCGACUACUAUCUUCGAAUCCAGUCACAGCUGGAGGAUCAUUUCGAAAAAGUACCACCGAAGAUAGAGAACCAGUUCGCCACCAUCUGUAGUAUUCCACGAAACUUUAAAUCUCUUUCAUGUCCUCCGAGGUCCACCCUGAGUCAGGACUUCAUGUUUCUGGAAGGACUUCGAUUCGUCACAAUGGUAACCAUUAUCCACCUGCACACGACGGUCAUGCUGAUGAACAUACCUGUGGAACAUCCGGAGCUGUUUGAGGAAACUCUGCACAACCCGGUAAUGACCACCAUGUCACUAUUCACGCCUAAUUUAGUGCAAUCAUUCUUUACCAUUGGAGGCAUCCUGAUGGCUGUGAAUCUCCUGGAUACAAUGAGCAAACAAACCGCAUUUCGAUGGUCGCUUCUCUGGGAAAAAGUUACCAAUCGUUUGAAACGCAUUCUUCCACUGUACCUGUUCAUAAUAUUGGUAACUGCUACCAUUUAUCGACGGUUUAGAAUAGGACCCCUACACGAUAGAAUUGUAGGUGUGGAAUCGCAAAACUGCCAGCAUAAUUGGUGGAUUAAUUUAUUGUUUCUGAACAACUAUUUGAAAACGGACGAAACGUGCGUUCAACCAAGUUGGUACCUAAGUGCGGACUUCCAGUUCUAUCUGUUCGGAAUGGUGGCACUGAUGGUUAUUCAAAGGUUUCCACGAUCGGCCAAAUGCUGGGUGUGCUUCAUGAUCGCGCUGAACCUUCUCGGUCCAGGAGUAACAAUGUGGAUCCAGGCACUCCCACCUCUAAUGGCAACCGGGACUAGGCCCGUCCUCCUAUUGUUCACCGAUGACGAAUGGUUUGCUCAGCUGUACAAACCGUUUCACACCAGCAGCGCCGGGUAUUUCUACGGCGUACUCGCCGGAAUGGUGUAUCACCGGGUCAAACCAUCCGGGGAUGAGUUCAUCAACCGGAAGAUGUUCAAGGCAGUGAAAAUUAUUGCCUUGCUGGUGGUGAUCAUAUGCUACGUUCCAUCGUAUCUGAUCUACGAUAUCGAUUGGAAGGAGUAUUUCUGGAUGCCCUUCUAUGGGUCCAUUGCUAAAAACUGUUGGGGCUUCCUGUGUGCAGUCACAUUCAUAGAUUUAGCAUUCAACAAGAAAAAUCGCCUGAGAUCUCUGCUGGAGAGCCGAUCCAUACUACCCUUAGGCAAGCUGACGUACAGUGUCUAUCACAGCCACUACUUGAUACUGAUGGCAAUUUCCAGCGCCAUACGUGCACCGCUGGCAAAUGACGUUUUUACGCCGAUUUCGUUCACGGUGCUAGCGCUAAUACUGUCGUACGGACUCGGGCUGAUCGUCUUCCUGUUGGUGGAGCAACCGGCUGCCAAUUUGCUAACUGGUAAGACCAACUACAUCGAGUUCAUAGCGGAGCAGCUGAUGCAGGCGGCAAGGCGGUGUUUCAAGAAAAUUAAUAAAAAAUGUUUUUAAUAUCCAGUUUGAAA
Molecule: messenger RNA, 2415 nt
Organism: Aedes aegypti (yellow fever mosquito)
Lineage: Eukaryota; Metazoa; Arthropoda; Insecta; Diptera; Culicidae
Product: nose resistant to fluoxetine protein 6
Exons: 10
Coding region: 323-2401 (692 amino acids)
Molecular function (GO): acyltransferase activity, transferring groups other than amino-acyl groups
Source: RefSeq, a predicted model, not a curated record